CCUUCCAAUAAGGUAGUCCGGGUUCGAAUCCCAACGAUGGCAGGUAAAUACGAAUUCCGUACCCAGCUCACACCGAUCACAGUGUUGCCGUAAGAUAUACUCAGUGACAGACGGAUCACGGGAUAGAGUUCUUAACAACUUAACACGAACUAAGUUCUUAACACAAACUUAAAAUCAAAGCACUAAAUAAUUUUCAAAUUUAAAACAAAAAAUUGCUCUCAAAAUGCACUAAAAUACCAAUUAAGGCAGCGCAUUACACAUUAGACGAAGUUUUCAUUUUUUUCUUUCAACAUUGCCUAUUGUUAGAAUUUUGUUUUUAGAGAGUUUAAAAUGUCUCGGUAUACGUUUUUAUUUUAUAACAAACGUUCAACAGUCGACCCAAUUUUGAAUUUACGACUAUUAAGGUUUAACUCCUUAGUCUUGUAAUUAUGAACCCAACCAAGAAAACAAGAGAACUUCUGGAUUAAGCAUUGGAACAUACUAGCUUUCGUGGAACACUUUUUGACGGAUUAAACCCACAUUUGCGUUACAUGGAGAGGAAAAACAAGAAAACUUUCAAUUGUUUACCCGAUGCCAAGGAGAUUCUUACCCAUGAUCCGUCUACCACUGAGGAUAAAUUAAGUCACUGUGGCAGCCGUCGCUUCUAACGCAGGUUAAAAUCCUGCUUAUAAUUUGAUUAAUAAGCAUUAUAAUGCUUAUAAUUAGUGGUUUCAUAAACACCUAAACAUAGCUGACAAUACAGCUGUUUAUUACCAAAUUAUUGAUUAAAUCGUACCUACCUUUACGGAAGAAUAAUGAUUAAGUUUUAAAUUCAUUUAAUUUUAAGUAUUACAUUAAGGCAUUUUCAGUGUUUUUCCCAACGUGUAAACCAACCCAAAUAAGUUUCAUACGAAGGCGAAUCCAUUCAGUAAUCUCCUUGUCUUUUGAGUUGGACUCAUGACGGCUAUAACUAUCAAAAGGAAGGGGGUAGGGAGAUACGACGAUUGGCAUUCGUUGAAAUCCUUAUAUGCGAAUAGGUUUCAACAAACAUUUAAAAAAAAAAAAAUCAUAUUAUUACAAAUGUAAAAAUGCAAAACAGUUAAAUCGUAAAGAAAAAAUUAAUCACGUCUUUAAACUAAUUUAUUAUCUAAUCUGCAAAGUUUUCAUUCUAUUUACAUUAUUUAUAACUUUUUCCGUACGUAUCUUCCUUUGCGUUUUUUUCAUUGUGAUUCGUAAUUUCCUUAUUAGUCAUCCAUUUUGUCUUAGGUAGUUCCCAAAAGGUCAUAACACUGAACUUUGCACAUGAUUAAAUUCUCUAUUUCCCUCCCGCAAACUAUUAGGUAAAGGUAAUUUUUUUUUUACCUGCCUAUUCUUUUAUUUAUUUUUUAUCUAAACAGUUAUCAACAUCUUUUGUUUCUGUCUCUGAUUUUCCUAAUCUCACUUGUCAAAAGAUUUUCAAACCAGUCAGACAUGUUAAACCAUCUCUUGCGGUUUUCAAAAAAUGUGCGCAAUUUUAUUUGAGAGAGCGAGGCUAUAAGAUACGACGUUGCAUCAUCAUUCAUUGUGAUUUAUAUUUCUUAAUCAAUGAUGGCGCCAGGACUAUUUUCAAAACGAAGAUUUUCUUCAAACGUUGCAAGGACACUGCGCCGUGAUGAGUUCAGUGUCACUUACCACCGCCACUUUUAAUAGCUCUGAAAAACUUAGUGACACCACCACCUCUUCUACGAAGAAGCAGGUGCUGAGGAAUUUUACCAGAAGUUACAGUUUGACAAGCAGUAGUUGCAGCAACAGUGACGACGCAACUGCCUACAAGCUCUGCUCGUCUGACAGAAGAUUCUCGCUGGACGACGUAUUAGACGAGAAAGAAGAGGAACUGAAACCGGAUAGGACAUCUUCGCUCUCUCAGUAUCUGAACUCUUCGGAAGGAGACAUCAGAGUUGAGCACAAGAGCAGAGAUUUCAUCCGUCAUUCCUCCAGGACAUCGUCAACGGAAACUAUGUCCAGUUCAGAAAACAAACGAGGUUUCUUCACCAAAAAGAAAGUUUUAAAUGAUAUUUCUUCAUCAUUAUCAUCAUUGUCAAAAGUUACUACAAUCACUAAAGCAUCCAGUACAAAGACUUCAUCCCAGUCGGCGCAAAAUCUCCACCAAGCCUCGACGAGCGAAUCAAAAGUGUUUCAGCGCUCUAAGUGUGGCUCGCCGAUGAGUCCCUGCCGCCUCCCCCAGUCUCCCAAACCCCUUGCAGACAAGAUCCAUGAGGACCUUGAGUUGCUGAGAAGAGGUGGAGAGUCCCCCGAGUUGGAACUUGCCAUGGGCAGAAUAAUUGCCAGAAUGGAUGCCCUGGGUGUGUGUCUCAAAGGUACAAAUGAAAAACUAGACAGAUUGGACACGAUUGAUUGCGGCGACUGGGCAGUGGUCCCAACAUCCACACGCAAAAUGGAGAUGGAAGUUUUGGGUGCUAUGAACGAUCUCAUCAGGAAGUCUUGGGCAGUCAGUACUAUUGGAUACGACCUGGGAUCCAGUCUUUGUAGAAGCCUUUUAACCAAUGGUGUUCUAGAUAUAUUGCUGAAACAUUUUAACUCAGAAGACAGUGUCUUGCAGUUUGAAAGUGCCCGUCUGCUAGAACAAGCCCUUACAACCGAAAAUAGAGAAUACGUUGUCAAGCAUGGUCUGGCCACGGUAGUCCGUGUGGCCUGCGAAUGUUCCAAAUCAUCGAGUGUCGAAAAAUCCAGGAUUGGAAUGGGAAUAUUGGAACAUCUUUUCAAAAAUUCAGAACGCACAUGUCAUGAAGUGAUUCGUUUAGGUGGACUUAAAGCUAUUUUGUACGAAUGCAGGAACUGUGAUGUAGAAACUUUAAGGCAUUGUGCAGCAGCUUUAGCAAAUUUAUCUCUUCAUGGUGGCCCUGAAAACCAAGAGGCCAUGAUACAGCAUAAGGCUUCUGAAUGGCUCUUCCCACUUGCGUUUCAUACUGACGACAAUAUUAAAUACUAUGCCUGCUUAGCCAUCGCAGCCCUAGUUGCAAAUAAAGAGAUAGAAGCUGCUGUUUUACGUUCUGGGACCUUAGAUUUAGUCGAACCAUUCGUCACAACGCAUACACCGGAUGAAUUUGCACAAAGCACAGUUGCCCACGUUCACGGACAAUCCAAAAAUUGGCUCCUGAAAUUGGUCCCUGUCCUUGAUAGCAAAAGAGAAGAAGCCAGGAGUCUGGCCGCAUUCCACUUUGCUAUGGAAGCUGGUAUCAAGAAGAAGCAGAAUAAUACAAAUGUUUUCCAUGAUAUUGGCGUGGUGAGUGCCUUGAAGAAAGUUGCCAGUUCGCCAAAUGCUAUUGCAUCAAAAUAUGCUGCUCAGGCUUUGCAUCUGAUAGGAGAGCAAAUACCUCAUAAGCUUUCUCAGCAGGUGCCUCUCUGGACGGUAGAAGAUGUGGUAGAAUGGGUGAAACAGAUUGGAUUCUCGAGAUACAGCCAAGAGUUUCUUAACAGCAAAGUGGAUGGAGAUUUACUUUUACAGUUAACAGAAACUUCACUUUCUGAAGAUAUAGGCAUCAUCAACGGAAUAUUAAGAAAGAGAUUCCUACGAGAGCUGAAUCAGCUGAAGAGUAUGGCAGACUAUUCAUCUCGAGAUACUUCAGGUUUGAGUGCUGUUCUGCAAAAUCUGGGACCAGAAUUCUGUCAAUAUACCUAUCAAAUGUUAUUGAGCGGAGUAAACUGUGGCAAUAUCAAGGAAUUAACACCAGAACAGUUAACGGAAGAAUGUGGAAUCAUCAACAGCAUCCACAGAAUGAAAGUGCUGCAAGCCCUCAAAGGCAUGGAUUGCACCAGGGAAGGUCACGAAUGUGAAGAAGACUUAAAUCCCAAAAGUUUAGAUGUAUUUAUCAGCUAUCGUCGAUCAAAUGGCUCUCAACUAGCGAGCUUAUUGAAAGUCCAUUUACAACUACGUGGUUUUUCAGUCUUCAUUGACGUAGAAAGACUUGAAGCUGGCAAAUUCGACAACAACCUGUUGACCAGUGUUCGUAAAGCCAAACAUUUUAUUCUUGUACUCACUGCCAAUUCUCUGGAACGAUGCAUCAAUGAUACAGAGUGCAAAGAUUGGGUUCACAGAGAGAUAGUGGAAGCUUUACAGACCCAAUGCAAUAUAAUUCCGAUUCUAGACAAUUUCCAAUGGCCUGAGCCAGAUUCAUUGCCUGAAGACAUGCGUGCAAUUUCAUAUUUCAAUGGCGUCAGGUAUGUUUACAUUAUACUGUAUAAUACGUAAUAGAAAUAAUGCAUAA
Messenger RNA from Parasteatoda tepidariorum (common house spider), 4244 nucleotides. Its product is annotated as NAD(+) hydrolase sarm1. Gene Ontology annotation, biological process: signal transduction; negative regulation of MyD88-independent toll-like receptor signaling pathway; response to axon injury. The record is from RefSeq and is a predicted model, not a curated record. Gene Ontology annotation, cellular component: dendrite. NCBI's taxonomy places the organism in Eukaryota, Metazoa, Arthropoda, Arachnida, Araneae, Theridiidae. Gene Ontology annotation, molecular function: NAD+ nucleosidase activity; protein binding; signaling adaptor activity.